GUAGGAUGAACGGGUGUAAGGUAAUAGAGAAUUUGGAUUCUCUCUGGUUCUUCGGAACGACGGCGCCGGCCAUCCAAGAGCUCGAAAAUCCCACCCUAAACGACGUCGAAGGAGAAGAAAUCGCGACACCCAUGCGCGAGAAUAACAAUGCAGUACUGGAAGAUCAAGAUGGUGGGUUUGGGUUUGGGUGUGAAACGAAAACAGAGGUGGAAAUUAGUACGAAAGAAGAGAAGAGGAGAUCAAGAAGCAGAAUAAGGAGAUCAUCGUGUUCGUGUCUGAGGCAGAGGAGAAAAAUCCUUGGAGAAAUAGAUCUGAAUUUUGUCGUAAAGGAGAUUUCUGAAUGUUGGAUGUUUGAAGAACAGAGAAUUAGGGGUGAAGUUUACAAGAAGAAGAAGAUGCCUCCGUUUGAAGACAGUAUGGCGAUGAAAGAGCACAUCAGAUCGUGGGCUUAUGCAGUGGCCUGCACUGUCAGAUGAUUGAACAUUAGGAAGUGUAUACAUUCGUUUAGUUUCUAAGGUAGAUGACGAUUUUGUUCUCGGCAUUCGAUCCACUCUGUAUUUUGGAGGAUAAUGUUUGUAAAGUUGGAAACUUUAUGCUUCA
Molecule: messenger RNA, 600 nt
Organism: Momordica charantia (bitter melon)
Lineage: Eukaryota; Viridiplantae; Streptophyta; Magnoliopsida; Cucurbitales; Cucurbitaceae
Source: RefSeq, a predicted model, not a curated record